Messenger RNA from Chrysemys picta bellii (western painted turtle), 3128 nucleotides. It is a transcript of the gene NT5E, whose product is annotated as 5'-nucleotidase ecto. Gene Ontology annotation, biological process: AMP catabolic process. Gene Ontology annotation, molecular function: metal ion binding; 5'-nucleotidase activity; nucleotide binding. Gene Ontology annotation, cellular component: plasma membrane. Lineage: Eukaryota; Metazoa; Chordata; Testudines; Emydidae. The record is from RefSeq and is a predicted model, not a curated record.
GCAAUUUCCCAGCCGCCCGGACUCGCCCCGUUUCGAGCGAGGCAGGGGAAGGAACAGUGUGUGUGUAACUUUAUCUGGGAUAGGGCACUCUUCGGACAUCCUUGUAUCUCUCCCCACCCCUCACUUCAGCAGCUGCAGGAACACAAGGAUUAGAUUAACCGCCAACACCCAAACCCUGUGGGGAGGGUGGAGGAGCCGUCAAACCCUCCCACUACCUGCCAUGGAUCUUCCUCGGUGCUACCAGCCCCGUGGGGCCUCGCUUUAAGCUGCAGCAGCUGCGCGCGGGGCAGGCAUGGGGAGGUUGCGCGGGACUCUCAGCCCCUGGCUGGGGCUGGCCGCCCUGCUGUGCCUGGCGCACGCCGCCCGGGCCGCCUUCCAGCUCACGCUCCUCCACACCAACGACGUCCACGCGCGGGUGGAACAGACCAGCCGCGACUCCGGCAAGUGUCAGAGCCUCCGCAGCGGCCGCCCCCAGGAUUGCUAUGGCGGGGUGGCGCGGAGAUACACCAAGAUCCAGGAGAUCCGAGCCACCCACCCCAACGUGCUGCUCCUGGACGCCGGCGACCAGUACCAGGGCACCGUGUGGUUCAGCUACUUCAAGGGGCGGGAAGUGGUCCGCUUCAUGAACCUCCUGGGCUACGACGCUAUGGCUUUGGGGAACCAUGAGUUUGACAAUGGUCUGGAUGGAUUAUUGGAUCCGCUACUUAAAAAUGUUAAUUUUUCAAUUCUGAGUGCAAACAUUCAGGCAAGCAGAUCAGUAGCAUCCAGGAUUGCUGGAUAUUUUCAGCCUUAUAAAAUACUACAUGUUGGUUCAGAAAAAAUCGGAAUUGUUGGCUAUACCACUAAGGAAACAUCUUUCCUUUCAAAUCCAGGCAAGGAGAUAUAUUUUGAAGAUGAAAUUGCAGCAUUGCAGCCACAUGUGGAUAAACUUAUCACACUGGGAGUUAACAAAAUUAUUGCACUAGGACACUCUGGUUUCACUGUGGAUCAAAAGAUUGCUCAAAAAGUGAGAGGAGUGGAUGUUGUAAUUGGAGGACAUACGAACACGUUUCUUUAUACAGGCCCUCCACCUUCCAAUGAAAUGCCAGCUGGCAACUAUCCAUUCCUGGUGAAGUCAGAUGAUGGGAGGCAGGUGCCAGUGGUACAAGCCUAUGCUUUUGGGAAAUAUCUUGGUUAUUUAAAUGUAACAUUUGAUGAUCAAGGAAAUGUAAUUAGAACAUCUGGAAACCCUAUUUUGCUAAAUAGCAGUAUUCCUGAAGAUAGAGUCUUGAAAGAAGAAGUUGACAAGUGGAAGAUACAGCUAAAUAAUUUUUCUUCCCAAGUGAUAGGAAAAACUAUAGUUUACCUAAAUGGUACAAGUCAGGCAUGCCGUUUCCAAGAAUGCAACUUGGGAAAUUUGAUUUGUGAUGCCAUGAUUUACAAUAAUCUCAAACAUCGAGAUGAAAAUACAUGGAAUCAUGUUUCAAUGUGCAUCAUAAAUGGCGGAGGGAUACGGUCACCCAUUGAUGAACACAACAAUAAUGGUACUAUUACGAUGGAGGACCUGCUAGCUGUGCUGCCAUUUGGAAGUACUUUUGAUCUGAUUGAGUUAAAAGGCUCCACUCUCAAAGAAGCAUUUGAGCAUGGUGUGCGCAGACAUGGACAAGGAACUGGCGAGCUGCUGCAGGUUGGGGGCAUUCACGUGGUCUACGAUCUUUCCAGACCACCAGGAAGCAGAGUUGUCAGCAUAGAAGUUCUUUGCACGGCCUGUAGAGUACCAGCCUAUGUACCACUCCAAAUGGAUGAAACGUACAAAGUGAUUCUUCCUUCUUUUCUGCAGCAGGGAGGAGAUGGAUAUUCUAUGCUAAAAAAUAAAUCACUGAGUCACAAUCAGGGUGAUCUUGAUGUUGAAGUAGUUUCCAGUUACAUCUCUAGAAUGGGACCUGUUUUUCCAGCAGUUGAAGGACGAGUGAAGUUUUCUGCAGGAAAUUUCAUCCAAGGAAGUAUUACACUGAUUGCUGGCUUAUUCACUGUGACAUUCCUGCACUUCAUUUUUUAAUUCUUAUUUGCGAUGCUUUUAGACUGCUGCUAGAAAGCCUGCUCCCCUGCCCUUUGCCUGCACCUCCCAGCACAUGUUUAAACAGGUCCUAGGUCUUGGCAUACAUUCAGUAAUUAUAGUGGAGACCAGCUCUCUUUAAAACAUGGCUCUUCUAAAUGCUGUAUUAUGUGCUUGGUUGCCUUGAAAUUUGGUGUGCUUUGUAGGGGUUUGAGGUAGGAAUAUUGAUCCAAAUCUGGGGUCACUUGACUAAGGGCUUCCUGAGAUGUAUCUCUCUGGGGAACAAACAAAACAGUUUUGCUGAAGGUUGACAUAUUCUAACAGGUUUUUUUGCCCAGAUCUGGGUAUCAAAGCUUGGCUCUAAAAAAAAGCUGUGAAGCAUACUAUACAGAAUGAUGGGGCAUUUUGGCAGGUAGUAGGUUUCCAAAUUUGAUACAGCAGGUUUAAUUGCACUUCCUUGAUGUUUCUACCCUCAAACUCAAGUUCCAAAGAGCAAAGCAUUAAAGGAAAAACAUCUUAUUCCACCGAGAAAUAUAUUGUAUUCUAUAGAAAUAUUUACAAGCACAUAUCCGUGUAAAAUUUUCCCUCCAACUCUUCCCAUGCACACUGAAACCGUGAAAUCAACAAAUCUUUUUUUCAGUAGUGUAAGUAAAUUCCUUAUAGAUGCAUUACUACCUUCCUCUGUCGCCUGUGCAGGGUUGAAAACUUAAAUGUGAAAACAGUAUCCAGUUUUUAAUCACACUUAUCUUGGCUACAUCAGUGCCUGAGAUAAUUUGCCCCCUCUAAUAGAGAUUGGUUUAAACACUGAAGCACACUCAGCUCCUCUUCCACUAGGAGAUUAAGACUGCCACAUUAUUAGAAAGGUGGGUUCCUAGGACAUUGCAGAGUUUUUGGAUUUCACAUACCAUCUCAAAAGUAUGCUGUACUUAUUCCUUGAACAGGUACUCUCUUUUUAUAGAGGCAGCAACUUCCACUUGUAGAUAAGAAAAUGUCAGAGGCAAAGACUUCCAGCAGAAUAAAAGUUAGUCUGAUUAACAGAUUCGUGUUUUUUAAACAGACAAAAAAACAAACAAACAGCAAAAGGUUACACCUA